AUGUCUACAGCAAAGGCAAAGCCUAAAACCGGUGCCUCGAGUAUUUCUAAGGUUAAACCAACACACACAUCCACAACUUCAAAGCCAAGUAGCGUAGGAGCUUCGUCAUCAAAGUCGCAUCCACAUGAAAGUAUCAAAUCAAAAAAGUUGACAGAUACCGCUGUACCUGCUGCCAAAGAUUCUGCCAGCAAUUCGUCGGCAGUCACAAAAUCAAGCAACUUUUAUUAUAAUUGUCGAAACAACGAUAUCGAUGAAGCUAAUAGAUUACUACACACGCUUACACUCAAAGAGAUUAAUCAAAUUGAACCAAAUGGAUCCACGGCUCUACAUGCCGCUGCCUACUACGGAAAUUACGAAAUAGUUAAGAUGCUUUUAGCAAAAGGUGCACAACGCACGAUAAAAAAUAUUCAUGGUUGUAUACCUUACGAAGAAGCAAAAACCAAAGAUAUCAAAAAAUUAUUUAAACGCCAGGAUAGAGCUGGAACUGAAUCAAAAAGUCGAUUCGCAGCUGAAAAGGGUCCAUCAUUUGAAUGGAUCUUCGUCGAAAGUGAUCCUUCGAGCUAUGCUUCCUUCAAUCGUAAAAGUUUAUGGAAGUGCCAAACCGACGAAGAAUUUGAUCGCUUAUGCCGUGGCAUUCGGCAGUACUAUAUCAACGAGAACGGUCCAUUGACUGAUGUAAAACAUAUUGAAGAAGUUCGUCUAUUCAUUGAUGAAGCAAUUGAACACAAGGAUCCCACACAGGUUGUUCGUGCUUAUACAGCAGAGACUGGUUUUUAUCGUCGAGUUAACAUGGAUCUGUCUCAGAUGCCUACGCAUUGGUCUGGAACCAAACAUGAGCGAAAUCUUGCAUCAAUCAUGAUGUUUCAUCCUGUGUUUCAAAGUUUCGGAUUUACAGGCGAAACAUAUCGUGGAAUGUCAAUGUCAUUACAAGAUUUGAAACAAUAUGCUGUUAAUUCUGUGUUUAUGAACAAGACAUUUCUAAGUACAUCGAAACAACGAAAAGAAGCUGAAUCAUUCGCAGUAUCUGAUAAUUCAUCUACAGUAUCUUUAGUGGUCUGUAAAUAUUUGAUCAAGCGCAUUGGUACAGCUUUAGCAAUUGAAAAUAUUUCAGAAUAUCCAUGGGAACAAGAAGUUUUAAUACUACCGUAUGCUUCAUUCAGAGUGAAACGACUUGAAAAAUCAACUGGAAAUGCAGGCCCUAUUACAGAAAUUGACAUAGAAGAGGAAGAGGAUGAAGAAGAAGAAGAAGAAGGAAAAGAGACGGAUCAGGUGACAAGAACAACAAAGAAAUCGUAUAAGAAAUCAUACACGCAUACUUCGGUCGAAAAAACGACAGUCGGAAAGAAAGAUCAUAGUCAUGAUGUCUACAAAAAAAUGUUCAACGAUUCCCAAGAAAAAGGUAAAAUCGAUCCAACUGAUUUAGCUAAAUGGAAGCAAGAAAGUUUCGGCAUUGACCCUGCAAACGAUAGUUAUGCGAAAAUAUGGAGUGAUGCGAAGAAAGGUAAAUUUAGUAAGAGUGACCUGGCAAAAUGGAAAAAAGAAAGUGGUUUAGUUACAAAAGGCGAUGAUUAUGAAGAUUCCGAUUUGGAAAGUUAUGAUGGAGAAAAUGAUCCGACUAUUUUUACGGCAUCUAAUGAACAGAGUUAUGCUACAUCGAAAACUUACACUUCGAAACAGCCACUUGAUAUGAAAAAAUUCAUGGACGAGUUUGGAAAUGAUAGCGAUGAUUAA
Molecule: messenger RNA, 1731 nt
Organism: Rotaria socialis
Lineage: Eukaryota; Metazoa; Rotifera; Eurotatoria; Philodinida; Philodinidae
Source: the annotation of a GenBank genome assembly